This is a messenger RNA of Culex quinquefasciatus (southern house mosquito), 3675 nucleotides long. RefSeq lists its product as uncharacterized. Bases 432 to 2519 code for a protein of 695 amino acids. The transcript has 11 exons. The record is from RefSeq and is a predicted model, not a curated record. NCBI's taxonomy places the organism in Eukaryota, Metazoa, Arthropoda, Insecta, Diptera, Culicidae.
CCGAAGCGUUAGCUUUAAAUUUUGAUCAUCUCUCUCCGUUCGUUACUUGGAAAUUGAAUUGAGUGACACUUUGUUCUUUUAAUGUGAUUUUUGUUGUUAUAUAUAAAGAAUUUUAGUGCAUUGUGUGUGAAACUAGUAACGAGCAAAUUGUCUUGAAUUUUAAUUUGUGAAUCAAAGUACUACUGAACCUGGCAUCGAGAAUGAGUUCACCAUAGCGCGAGAUAACUGCUUGCUGAGCACAUCUGCAGUUACCGUUACACAUUCAUUUACGUUGUGAAAAACUAACGGAUGAGACAGAGGAGUGGAAACUAACUGAACUGUAAAAAAUUGAAGAAAGUGAGGAAUAACUAAAACAAGGAAUACAUUCAGGCUGCCGAAUACGUUCAAUUUCAAAAGUGCUAAAGAAUUUCAAGUUCAAAGAAUAACUAAGAAUGGCUACUAAAUCAACAAAAGAAAUAUUCCGAAUAUUAUUAUUAUUAUGCCUAGCAAUACAUAUUUCCCAAGGACGAAUAGCGUUUGAAAAAUUAACGGAUUAUGACUUUCAAGGAACCACUUAUUAUAGCGUCAAAAAUUUGUCGCUCUAUGAAUGCCAAGGGUGGUGCAGAGAAGAACCAGACUGUCAGGCAGCUGCUUUCAGCUUCGUGGUUAACCCGUUAACACCAGCACAGGAAACAUUAUGUCAGCUACAAAAUGUUACGGCAGCCAAUAAUCCAGCCAGCACUGCUCAACGAUCAUCCAGCAUGUACUACAUGGUAAAACUUCAACUACGGUCGGAAAAUGCAUGCCAACGUCCAUGGAAUUUUGAACGGGUUCCUAAUAAAAUUAUCCGUGGACUUGAUAAUGCGCUGAUUUACACUAGCACAAAAGAGGCAUGUCUAUCUGCGUGCUUAAACGAAAAAAGGUUCAUUUGUCGAUCUGUCGAGUAUGACUACAACAACAUGAAAUGUGUUCUCAGUGAUUCAGACAGGAGAACUACUGGUCAACUGGUGCAGUUAGUCGACGCCCAAGGGGUUGACUAUUUCGAAAAUCUAUGCUUAAAACCUUCUCAAGCUUGUAAAUUUAAUAGGGCAUUCAUAUUACCUCGCACAGGCGUUUCAGAAGACAAGGUAUCUCAAUACGUGGGGCUGCAUUAUUAUACUGAUAAAGAAUUGCAAGUGACUUCAGAUUCUGCAUGCAAAUUGGCAUGUGAAAUUGAGACAGAAUUUUUAUGCCGUUCGUUUUUGUACAUGGGUCUGCCGACUGGCGUGCAAUAUAAUUGUCGAUUGUAUCAUCUCGACCACAAAUCAUUGCCGGAUGGACCAUCAACAUACUUAAAUGGAGAGCGUCCUUUGAUCGAUAUCGGAGAACCAUCAGGAGCAUAUUUCGAGAAUUCAUGUGAGAAAGCGGCUCCUGGAGAAAACACACUCCCUGUUGUUUUUGAUGCUGCUGAAGAUCUUGCAGUUAAUAAUUUAACACGAAAUGAUGCAAACUGUGACAAAACUGGAACAUGCUACGAUGUAUCGGUACAUUGUAAGGAUACACGUAUUGCGGUGCAAGUACGCACUAACAAACCGUUCAAUGGUCGUAUCUAUGCCCUUGGACGCUCUGAAACAUGUAACAUAGACGUUAUCAAUUCUGACUCGUUUCGGUUGGAUCUCACAAUGGGAGGACAGGAUUGCAACACGCAAAGCGCAACUGGUAUUUACAGCAACACAGUCGUUUUACAACAUCAUUCGGUAGUAAUGACCAAAGCUGAUAAAAUUUAUAAGGUUAAGUGCACUUAUGACAUGAGUUCAAAAAAUAUUUCCUUCGGAAUGUUGCCCAUCAGAGAUCCAGAAAUGAUACACAUAAACUCUUCACCAGAAGCUCCUCCCCCGAAAAUUCGUAUUUUGGAUGCUCGAAGUCGUGAAGUAGAAACUGUGCGUAUUGGAGAUCGCCUGACAUUCCGCAUUGAAAUUCCCGAAGACACAGCUCCAUACGGAAUAUUUGCACGUUCAUGUGUGGCUAUGGCUAAGGACUCCAAGAGUACGUUCCAGAUUAUCGAUGAUGAUGGAUGUCCAGUUGACCCAAGUAUUUUCCCUGCAUUCACCCAAGAUGGCAACGCAUUGCAGUCAAUUUACGAAGCAUUCAGAUUUACUGAGAGCUACGGAGUAAUAUUCCAAUGCAAUGUGAAAUAUUGCUUGGGACCAUGUGAACCUGCAGUUUGCGAAUGGGGAAGAGAUUCUGUCGAAUCAUGGGGUCGAAAGCGCCGUUCCGUGACCAGGAAUGAAACAAUAGAAAAUGAGGAAGAAGACAUGAAUAUUUCUCAGGAAAUACUGGUUUUGGAUUUCAGCGAUGAGAAAAAUCGAGAUUUUCUGCGUAGUGAGGCCAGUACGGAAUAUGGAAGAGAUAAAACUGUAACAAUUAUUGAGCCAUGCCCAACAAAAACAUCAGUAUUAGCUCUCGCUGUCACAUGUUCGUUGAUGGUUCUUGUAUACAUGUCAACUUUGUUCUGCUAUUACAUGAAAAAAUGGAUUAAACCUCACAAGACUAUGGCCUGAAAAAUCAAUCAAGACAUUUGACGCUGCUUACUUAACGAUUAUUUUGUCACCUAUGUGUCUCUUGGAAUCUGCAAACCGUGCAGCUACGACUGGGCGAAGUCACCGUACUUUUGAAAAAGUGAUAAAUGUUUUUUGGCUGAGUACUAGGUAGCCCGUGACAGUAUGUUAAGUUUGCGCUUGAAAUCAGCUUAGGGAGCGUUCUUUUUACGUAACGCAAAAAAAUCUGAUUUUGACUCCCUCCUCCCUCGUAACAAACUUUCCAUACAAACUUAGAAAAAUUAUGGAGCGUCACGCGGCCUCCUCCUCCCACCUACUGCGUUACGUAAUAAAAGAACGCUCCCUUAUCACCUUGCGGUAAUAGUGGAUUUACUUUCAUAUAAUAUAGAUUCCAUCAAAAACACUUGUGAAAAAAUAGCAAAAAACCAAACUUUUUCUAUUGGGUUAAUGAUUCUUUCUACGUAAUUUUAUCUUAGCCCCAAUUUCAGAUUAUUCCGAUUUUUAAGCGAAGAUGGCGUUACGAAUGGCGCACGCCCGAAAUGUCAAAAUCGUGCAGUGGUACCAACAUUAGAAAAAAUUGCUGUCAUGCCAUGGCACACUUUUUUGUGAUAAAUGUUAGUACCGAUGCGGGAUUUUGACACUUCGGGCGAGCACCAUUUGUAAAGCCAUAUUCGCUUAAAAAUCUGGAUAGUUUGUCUUUGAUCAAAGAUAAUAUAUAAGGUUUGUCCAGUUCUUCAUGUGUGAAAGGGUCAGAAGAAAAUGAAAAAAAUCCAGAGAAAUCAAACGAGCGUUCUUUCAAACUGUCGAACCGAUCAUUACUUAUAUUAUGAUGUAUUAAUUUGGACUUUGAAGAGUAUUGAUUACACUGACCUAACAAAAUUGACAAAAAUGACUGCGCAGGCUCAACUCGAGGAAAAGCAUGAAGAUUGGGUUCCCCAGAAACACCUACACUUUGAUUUUUUCAAAAAUAUUUAGACAGGGCCAAAUAGUUAUUCUCCAAAGUUUGUGUGGAGUAUUAGUGCAGUUCGCUACUUCCACACAUUGCAUGCAAUUUUUGCUUGUAUGCAACAUAGACGAACCGCCCUAAUUGGCCGAAUGGUUACGCUGUCCGCUUUGUAAGCGGAUGAUUCUGGGUUCGAUUCCCAUCUGCUGCAACCUU